Molecule: messenger RNA, 1671 nt
Organism: Alternaria arbusti
Lineage: Eukaryota; Fungi; Ascomycota; Dothideomycetes; Pleosporales; Pleosporaceae
Exons: 2
Coding region: 1-1671 (556 amino acids)
Source: RefSeq, a predicted model, not a curated record
AUGGACCCCGUUGCAACACCUCCCAGGAUAUCCAGAGUUGAUUCGCGCUACCGUCACCGAGCGCAAAACGUCCCGCCCCAGAGCGAACCUGUGCCGCAAUCUGAAGAGAAAGAGGAGGAAUCAAGCCAGGAGGACCUUAUCCCUGAACUGAGAGCCAGAGACAGCAUGAGCAGAGGCCAUCGCUUCUUUCACCGUCGUGCUGCGCUAGGCAACACGAAGGUUGUCACUGUCGCCGUCGAAGUAGUCGGGACUGUCGAUACGAGCGGAAGUUUCAUCCCUCAGGAGACUAUGGCGCCCGUCACACCUCAGUCCCCAGAUGCACCUGCACUACCGACUGCUGCAGCAGUCGCAGCGCCUUCACCCGCACCAGCGCCCUCGGUAGCUCCCGCGGCGCAGCAACCAUUGCCCUCCGCUCCCUCACCCGGUAUUCCAGCAGUACCAGCAGUACCUACAGUUGCGGCUCCUGUGCUUCCAUCCGUCCCAGCAGUCCCACCUUUCCCAAGUGACCUCGUGGUUCCGACCGUUCCUGCGUACCCAUACUCUACAGGCGGCCAAGUCCCGGUCACCUCCGACUUGAGCGCAUCUCCAAUUCCAACUGGUGGCCCUGUGAGCAUUGCGACUCCAUCUGCAGCCCCUGUGCCGCUAUCAGAUGUUAGUUUUAUCUUGAACUCGACCGCAUCUAGCACUGCUUCCUUGUUCUCAUCUUCUUCAUUCAUCUCUCUUGACAGCAUCUCGGCGUCAACUGCGACUGACCUGAUUGCGACCAUCGCAGACGCUCCGACUCGUUCGACAUCUUCAUCGGCAUCGCAAUUCACGUCCUCGUCCGACGCACCGUCAUCUUCUCAAACUUCAGCAGAAUCUGCUUUCACUAGCAGUGCCGUCAUCUCCUCGGAUGCUGCGUCAACAACAGCAUACUAUGGUGGUGCCGGUGGGGACGCGUCUGGAACGGCGGCUGCCCCUGCUGCCACCACAGCAGGCAUCUCAGAUGCUGAUGCCGACACCGCUCCUUCUCCACUUGAAACCCCACAGGUCGUCGGAAGUGUAGUGGGCAGUUUGGCAGGCGCUGCGCUCAUUCUCGCCAUAAUACUGCUGCUGCUUAGACGUCACAAGCGGAAGCAGGGCGGUGCUUUACAACUCACUGGCGACGAUCACACCGAUAACAACCAGUCGAUGAGGCAAGCACCCACCACAGCUAGUACUUUGGCUCCUAUCGCCUUCUUGAACCGUUUCUCUGGUUUGUCAGGCAAGACUGCGGAAACCAACCUCAGUGGUGGUGAACGCAGCUUUCAACGGGUGUCAGGGCGCAAGCUUCCUUCCGCCUUCAGCGAGGGCAUGACAUCAGAUCAGUUCUCUCGUGGCGGCACAAUGUCUGGAUCUUCUUUCUACCAAGAUGAACACGGCACAUAUGGCGGUCCCGGCAUGUCAAAAGAGUUUGGCAAGGAGAUUGGUGACAGCCCAACGAACCGAGAGUCAGGACCCAUGAACAUUCGACCCAGCCCAGCCAGGACACCAGUCAUACGGCAUCCUGAUGAUGGCAACCCCUUCUCGGACCGUAACUAUCUCAGUCCGCCACAAUCUCCAAAUCCUGAUGCCCCACCCAGAGGCACUCUUGGAAGAAGUCUGCCUUCGGCGGAUGGAUCCAGGUCAUCUCGGUUUACAGAGAACGUUUGA